Messenger RNA from Capronia coronata CBS 617.96, 1842 nucleotides. RefSeq lists its product as uncharacterized. Lineage: Eukaryota; Fungi; Ascomycota; Eurotiomycetes; Chaetothyriales; Herpotrichiellaceae. The transcript has 10 exons. Bases 1 to 1842 code for a protein of 613 amino acids. Gene Ontology annotation, molecular function: siderophore-iron transmembrane transporter activity. The record is from RefSeq and is a predicted model, not a curated record. Gene Ontology annotation, biological process: siderophore transmembrane transport.
AUGACAGGCACACGCAGCGACGACACCAAAAAGACGAUGGUGGCAGUACCAGUACCCGAGGAUGCUCUAGAGAUGCAGCCUUCCAAUCCAGCAGCAGCAGCAGCGGAGCAGCAACUUGCCGGCCUUGCUACCAUCGAGACCAUCAAAAAGUCAUGGAACCUGCGAAGCAUUGUCUUGACCUGGAUUGGCGCUGCCCUCGUCAGCUUUGCUGUCAGCUAUGACCAGCAAACCUACUCAACCUAUCAGCCAUACGCCACCAGCGAGUUUGGAUCGCUGUCGCUUCUCAGUACCAUUGCCGUCGUGCAGAAUGUGGUGUCAAUCAUCCAACAGCCUGUCGCAAAGCUUGCAGAUGUCUACGGCCGCCUUCCCUUGCUCGUUGCAUGCGUGGUCAUCGUGACCAUCGGAGAAAUACUGCUAGCAUCAGCCAAAAACAUCCAGACCUUUGCGGGAGCACAAGUCUUCUUCACUGUCGGCGUUGUGGGACUUCAUUUACUUCUUGUCAUCCUCGCGGGAGAUUCCAGCGAUCUCCGCCAUCGAGCGCUCAUGAACGUGGUUCCAUAUGCUCCCGGUCUCAUUACUGCUUGGACGGCUAGCUAUGUCACCUCAGCCGUGCUUAAGGAUACAUCGUGGCGCUGGGGCUAUGGGGUGUUUGCCAUCAUUGUCCCCAUCAUCUCCAUUCCCUUGCUCGCGACGCUCUAUUACCACCAGCGCAAAGCUCGGAAGCAGUACCCGGUGGAAACUGGUCCGUCUCUUGGAUUGAAGCAUCACUGUUUGGUGAUCCAGCAGCUGGACCCGAUCGGGUUGAUUCUGUUCUGCGCCGGAAUGGCGCUGAUCCUGGUCCCAAUCACACUGGCUUCUACAUCCACAAACACUUGGAAGAGCGGACAUAUCAUUGCGAUGAUUGUCGUCGGGGUUGUCUGCUUCGUUGGCUUUGUGCUCUGGGAGUGGAAAUGGGCCCAAUGGCCCGUCAUCCCACUGACCAUCCUCAAAGGCCGCACGGGAUCCUUCGGCAUCAUUGCUGCGAUUCUCGAUUACGCCUCGUGGUACACGACCUCCCCUUAUCUCUACACGUAUCUCCUCGUCGUUCGCAACCUGAGCGUCAAGGCCGCGACCAAUAUCUCGAUCAUUAUACCCUUCACAGCAGUUCUGGGCCAACUCGGGGCGGGAGUCGUCGCCAAAUACGCCGGACGCUACAAAUGGAUCACCGCCGCCGGCAUCGGUCUUAAAGUCCUCGGGCUAGGGCUGAUGUUGCGCUACCGCCAUGCAGACUCUUCCCUUGGAUCGUUCGCCGUCGCCCAGGUCCUCCAGGGUCUCGGAGAAGGGAUUUUCAACACGGUCAUUGCCGGCAUGCAGGGCGCUGUUUCGGAGAGUCUUCUGGCCUCUAUCGUCGCCUUAUUCGUUUCCUCGUGUGGAGUCGGAGGAGCAAUCGGUGCGGCUGUCGCGGGAGGAAUCUGGACGAAUGUCCUUCCACGCCAACUACACACAAACUUGCCGGCAAGCCUGCAGGCCCAGCUCGCCGAGAUUUACGGUUCCGUGGUCGUGGCCAUCCAGUUCCCAUGGGGGACCACCGAACGGAACGACAUCAACCGCUCGUACGAUGCCACCAUGCGCAUCCUCAUCAUUGUCGCGCUGGUGCUGGCCAGCCUCGAGUUUCUGGCCGUGCUCAUGCUGCAGGAUUUCAACUUGAAGGUUGUCGAUCAGGGGCGGGACUAUGGCGGCGCCGUCAUUGGCAAAACUACCGCCAAAGCCGCCGCUGUUCCGCCGACCGACUUCGAUGGCAUGGCUAAGCUGGAUCAUACCGACACUCCGCUGGAGCAGUUCGAUGUCGACCGCGAAACUUGA